CCAACUCCUUGGGAUCGAUCAUAACGCAAAUCCGCGCGAGGAUUUGAGCACGUACGGCAGGCGGCGGUGCAGUCGGCAAGAUGACCGUGCCAAACCGAACCAGCUGAAAAGAUGGGAAGCAAUUUCGAAGGAUUUCGUAUGUUUGUUGCCUCCUCCUGCUGGCUGUCUCUGCUGGACUCGUAUACGCUCUCGCGGGCAGGGAUGGACUCAAUCUUUAUAUUGAGUGAGUCGGAAUCUCCGAGUCCCCUCAGGUCGAUUUCCGGUGGUCAAGAAUGUGAGCUGCUGCUUCAGCACGUUGGUCCUGAGGAAGGAAGCUGUACGUGCGCUUUACAUUAGUAGGUCUGCGGGGUACUGAGGUUGAUGUUUCCUUCGCAUUUCUUUCCUC
This is a messenger RNA of Aspergillus ochraceoroseus IBT 24754, 385 nucleotides long. RefSeq lists its product as uncharacterized. The transcript is spliced from 2 exons. The record is from RefSeq and is a predicted model, not a curated record. The coding region runs from base 112 to 336 and encodes 74 amino acids. NCBI's taxonomy places the organism in Eukaryota, Fungi, Ascomycota, Eurotiomycetes, Eurotiales, Aspergillaceae.